Messenger RNA from Drosophila willistoni, 2201 nucleotides. It is a transcript of the gene Atg14, whose product is annotated as beclin 1-associated autophagy-related key regulator. The transcript is spliced from 3 exons. Lineage: Eukaryota; Metazoa; Arthropoda; Insecta; Diptera; Drosophilidae. Gene Ontology annotation, biological process: cellular response to starvation; mitophagy; autophagosome assembly. Bases 97 to 1617 code for a protein of 506 amino acids. Gene Ontology annotation, cellular component: phosphatidylinositol 3-kinase complex, class III; autophagosome; extrinsic component of omegasome membrane. The record is from RefSeq and is a predicted model, not a curated record.
AAACGCAUUUCACAACACUGUCGACAUUUACGCAGAAAAUAGAAACUGGCAAAAUAACAACAAAUUAAUUAAUGCAAAUGCAAUGUUUUGCUUGUAAUGGCAAAUACCUCCAGCUCCGAUGAAAGUGAAAGCUCCAAGGCACCAGAGAAUUUUCAAAUCUCCAGCACCUCAACCAAUGGCGAUGAUGACGAUGACGAUGUAUCUACAAAAAAUAAGAAUGCGAAUUUCAACGUAAAGACAAAGGCGACGGGGAUAACAACAACAGCAGCAGCAUCAGCUGCAGCAGCAACAACAACAACAGCCACAACUACCAGAUGUCCAUUAUGCUGCAAGCAUCAGCGUCGCUAUCAUUGUAGAAAUUGUGUUAAAAAUGGUAACAUUACACAUAGUACUUGCGAUAAAGUCGAAAGCUUGUCCGAGAAGCAGCAAAAAUAUAUAACUAUACAGGCUGGACUAAAGGCUGUCAGUAGCAAAUAUGAGCGCCUUAUCCAGCAACAUAAAUCGAAUGAAAAUCGCAUUAUGGCCAUCAAGGCUAAGCGUAAGCAGCUGGAGCUACUCCAACAGCUGAUUGCAAACAAAGGUAAACGUUUGGUGGCUUUAGGCGAACAGCGGGAUGAACUACGUCGAGCCAAUGCUGAGAAGCGUAAAAAUCUGCCCAAAUAUCCGAAUAAGGUGAAGCAUCUGGAGGACUAUGUACUCGAUCGGAUAGAGAAAAUCGAACAGCUGAGGGAGACGCAUCUGGGUCUCAUCGACAAUAUCAAGCAGGCGUCACGUCGAGACAUUCAGCAAUUGGUUACGUAUAUUUUCCCCAUAACGGAGGUGGUGCUUCGUGAUGAACAGCAUCGCAAGAUGAGCAACGAACGCAGCGAGGAGGCUGAGACAAUUGCCGCUCUGGCCGAAGCUAAAAACACAUCCUACAUACGGGGCAAAUGGGUGUUCCAUGGCAGCGGCAUUAGCGAAGUGCAAUAUCGUAUUGUGGGUCCAUCAUUACCCGCAAACGGGGACUAUACGGCUUACCUAGACUGGUUGGCGGACAAUAAAGAUGAUGUGCCCAAGACAACAGCCAAUGAGAUUACACCAAGUCGUUUUGAGGCAUAUCGGAUUGUGGGCGCCCUCACAUAUACAGCCCAAUUGACGCAAAUUCUUAGCUUCUACUUAAACGUACGGUUACCGCAAAAGAUUGCCUACGGUGACUUUUGUCGCAAACUUCUCAAUGAAGAGCAGUUCCUGCGAAAAGUAUCACGCGUCAAUAACAAUAUUAUGUAUCUGGCCUACACCCAGCAAGUGAAACUGCGUGAUCUGAAUGAGCAACACACGUUGGAGAACAUACUGGCCAUACUUGAUCUCGAGCGCAGUGAUUUGGGUCGAUAUGGCCAUUUAGAUGUAAAUAAUGCGCCCCUAAUGAGAUCUGUGGACUCUCUUCUAAUUGGCAUAGAAACGGCUACGGAAUCGGAAUCUGAAGAUGAGAACUCCUUGCGCCUGGACUGGGAGGCAGUUCCCAGCUUGACACCGCAGCCCGAGUUAGCUGAGCCAAAUCUAAUGCCUGCUGUGGCCCAGCAAUCAACUAUUGCCAUGGUUCGCAUGGCAGCUACAUCCGUAUUGCGUUGGAUCAAGUGAAUUAAUCAAUCAUUUUCUCAUCCACCCACCCAACAUCCCCCCAAAACAAAAACAGAAAAAAAAACCCCUGAAAUAUCUGGAGCACGUAUGUUAUCAUUUUACAAAUUAGGCUAAGUUCAUCAUUGUAUGACAUCGUGAACCGAGUUCCUGGGGAACGACGGCGGAUAAGCCUUUUCAUUUGAUAUCGCCGAUGAGUAUAUAUACUUAUAUAUAUAUAUAUCUAUCUAACUAUAUCUAUGUGUAUAUGAGGGUCUCUUCUUAAGCAAAACAUAAUUAACUAAAUUGACGUUUCCACUAAAAAAACAAACAAUAAUGCGCUGUUUUAUUUCUGUUUUUGUGAAAAACGUUUCCCAAAUGAAUUCUAUAUAGGUCUGAUAUGCACUGAAGUUUUGAAUUAAUGGUUUAUCUUCCAUUUUCAUUCGAUUUCGCCAUAUAGCGUCCAGCUAAAAAUAUAGCUUAGAUUACUUGUUCAGUCAAUUAUCGACCCACGUACAUAUAUAAAUGAAUAAUGUACCUAAAUCUGCUGAUUUAGUUUUCACUGAAACCAAAAGUACGCUGCUUAUUUUUUUUUCCACAAUGAAUUU